Molecule: messenger RNA, 588 nt
Organism: Helianthus annuus (common sunflower)
Lineage: Eukaryota; Viridiplantae; Streptophyta; Magnoliopsida; Asterales; Asteraceae
Product: pentatricopeptide repeat-containing protein At2g35030, mitochondrial-like
Exons: 4
Coding region: 1-588 (195 amino acids)
Biological process (GO): RNA modification
Molecular function (GO): protein binding; RNA binding
Source: RefSeq, a predicted model, not a curated record
AUGUCUGGGUUUGUUAAAAAUGGGAUGGUUUUUGAUGCUCGCAAGGUGUUCGAUGAAAUGGCAAACAGAAACGUUGUGUCUUGGACUGCAAUGUUGGAUGGGUAUGCCAAAUGUGGGAGAUUGGAUGAGUCCAGAGUUAUGUUUGAUGCUAUGACUGAUAAGAAUGUGGUGUGUUGGAAUGUUAUGCUUUCUGGGUAUGUGACGAACGACGAAAAGAUGAAGCGAGAGGCUUGGAAUGCUAUGCUUUCUGGGUAUGUGGAACACGAUUCUUCAAGGAUGGUGGUGGCAGGUGGGGUGGAGGCGGUGGUGACCGGUGGCACAGGAGGUUUAAGCAGUAAGGGAGCAGUUAUCGGAGGUGUGGUGGGAAGUGUAGGUGCUCUAAUCAUAUUGCUAAUAGCUUUACUUUUGUGGUAUCGUCAAUCAAAAAGAACAACACCAAUAGGUAGCUUAUACGUGGUAACUGAAUUGCAAAGUUCAAAGGACUACUUGCAACUCGUCUUCAAGAAGAAAGGAAUCUACUUGCAACUCGUCUUGACGAAGAAAGGAAAGCCAGGGAAGAACUUCAAAAACAACUUCAAGAAUUUAUGA